This is a messenger RNA of Naegleria fowleri, 2535 nucleotides long. RefSeq lists its product as uncharacterized. The record is from RefSeq and is a predicted model, not a curated record. Bases 1 to 2535 code for a protein of 844 amino acids. NCBI's taxonomy places the organism in Eukaryota, Heterolobosea, Eutetramitea, Acrasida, Naegleriidae. Gene Ontology annotation, biological process: protein phosphorylation. Gene Ontology annotation, molecular function: ATP binding; protein binding; protein kinase activity. The transcript is spliced from 3 exons.
AUGGUGUUUACGGGUAAGAAAUGGUUGGGAUCCAAAUCGGGAGAUGAUGAUGAAGCACAACAACAGCGCAAUAUAGUGGAAGGUAUGGCCACUACAGUGCACGCCUCCUCUUCUGACAAUAACAAUCCUCAUUCCGAGUCCAAACAUGAUCAAACCCAUGAGACAAGUGAGAUCAACAACAACUCAAAUUUGCAUCAUCAGGAUUCCAACCAUCAUCAUAGUAUGAGUGAGUUUUUUCAAUACGUACGAAAUGGAAAUAAUGAAAUGGUCGAGAGUAUGAUCAUGAGUGGAAGAGUAGAUGUGAAUGGCCAUGAUUUGAGCGGAACCGCUCUCGGUAUUUGUAUUGAGCUCUCCAAUAUGAAAAUGAUCAAGUUUCUUGUAAGAAGAGGAGCUUCUGUGAAUGGCACUGUUUAUGGUAGAAGUUUAUUGAAUUAUGCCUUGGAAAGAAACCAUGUCGAUUUUGCUCGUUAUCUCAUUAGAAAAGGUGCAAAUCCAAAAACAGUGACACUUCAGAACUCGAAUAUCGGAAUAAUUGUGAAUGAUGUCAUUGUCACUCAAGUAGAAAAAUUUAUUAGAGCUUUAAAGAGUCAUGAUUUUAAAAGAGCUGAAUAUUUAUUGAAGAAGAAUUACAACAGCAAUAUUCUCAUUAUUGAUUGUUUAAAUUAUGUUAGAGAAACUCCACUUUAUGUAGCUGCUAAACAAAAUAAUACAGCAGCUAUCGAAUGGCUCAUUCAGCACGGAGCAACAAUUGAUUUAAUGGUAUUGGAGACAAAAUUAACUCCGCUUCAAGUAGCAAUUCAGCUGAAAUGUUUUGAUGCCAUUCGUACUCUUGUACAAUAUGGUGCAAAUAUUUAUUCAGAAGAUGGUUUUGGUAUGACAUGUGAAGAAAAAGCCAGAAUUGCAGGUUUUGACCUGUCACAAGUGAUCCCUACUCUUAAAAAAGAUUCUCCUCCAUCCUAUUCCGAAGCCAUGAACAACAACACUUAUCACUCUCCAAUUUUACUUGUCACAACCACUCAUGUGAACUCAUCAAAUACUACUUCAAGCUUGAGUCCUUCAUCACAACAACAAUCACCUCAUCAUGCAAUGGCUCUACCACCUGCCUACAGCCCAAUAUCCAACACUGCAUUGAACAACAAGAUGAAUUUCCAACCAUUGGUGAUGACAAAUACUUCUACAGCUCCUCCACCUGUUUAUUCCAUUCAGCAACAACCUCCACCCUAUCAGACUCAACAAAUUCCGAGUUAUGGAGAAGGAGGACCAACCAUUUCACCUCCUUCUUACACGCAACAACAACAACCAACGUUGAACAUUCCGAAUUUUGCAAUGAAUUCUUCAUAUAAUCCAAAUGUUUCAUUCAAUUCAUCCUAUAAUCCAAAUUAUAUUCCUCCAACUUCUCCUCCAAAUGGUGAACAAAUUGUAAAAACAUUUACCUAUGUUCCAAUUUUAAAUCCAGAAGCAAAUUCAACGAACCAGGUAAUUCCAAAUGCAGUUCCAAUUUUGAAAUAUGACAGCCCAACACCUCCUGCAUUAGAACAGCAACAACAAACCAAUGAUACGACUGAGGUGAUUGAUUCUAUUGAGGUGAAUUAUGAAGGAGAUGAAGAUCGAUCGAAAGACUUUGAUAAAGAAGAACCCAAGUCAUUGGAAAUGGUCCUUAAAGAAAGAUAUUCAAAAAUGUCACUUAUUGGAAGAGGAAGUAAUGGUUAUGUCUACAAGGCCAAGAAAAGAAUUAAGACGAAAGACCACAAUCAAGGAUAUAUUGCUGUGAAAUUAAUUGAUUUUUUCAGCACUAAAGAACUGAAUAGAUCCAUCAAAACGGCAAUGAAUCUCAUGAAAUUAAGAAAUGAAAAUAUCAUUCGAGUGACAGAAGUUUGUAUUCUCAAGUGCAAAACCGACAUUACACACAACAAUGCUUUAACAGAUAAGAGCACUCUGUGUAUUGAAAUGGACUAUUAUGAGAAGGGAACUAUGGAUUCAUUGAUCAAGCAGAAAUGCACCAUAUCUGAAAUAGUACUGAAGAAGUUUAUCUUUCAGAUUGCCUCUGCCCUUUGUUAUCUUUCUGAUAACAAGCUGGUUCAUCGUAACAUCAAACCACCUAAUAUUCUACUCAAAGAAUGGGACCCGGAAAGUGAUACGAUGAUUCCAUGUCUUAUUGGUUUUCGUUUAUCAAAAUCAACAGAUUCUGAUAAUGAUCUUCAACAAGCAGGUUCUUUGCAAUACUUGCCUCCAGAAUUAUUGGAUAUUUCAGAAGAGCUUGAAGAUACAGCACUAUUCACUGCAGCAGAUAUUUAUGCAUUUGGUGUCACAUGUUAUCAAAUGAUGACUCACGACCAUGUCACCAUGAUUAAUGGCUUACUCAUGAAAUAUGGAUCUGAAGAAAAAGCCAUGCAACAAAUUAGAAGUCAAAUCAAAAAGCUUCAACCUGUCGAAUAUAGUGACCAGCUGAUUGAUUUAGUUUUGAGAAUGUUGAAAUUCAAUGGUCAUGAAAGAAUUACCUCCUCUGAAAUUGUAGAAUUAAUUCAACAUAUUUAA